UUUCUCCUCCCUCCGGCGCCUCUUUCCGCUCUCCCUUAUAGAUAGAUGGAUAGAUCUCCUGCUUUGCUCGUCCCAAGAAAUCGAACACGCGUCCUUGGACGAGAAGGGAAGAAAUCGAAGAGCAAUGGCGGAUCGAGUCUACCCUUCCUCCAAGCCCAAUCCUCACCCUCCACAGCCACUCAAUGGCGGCGGCCCUGCAUUCCCGCCCACCAAGUCCCAGGUCAACAGCGCCACCCGCCUCCCUUACCGUCCCCAGCCCAAGCCCCGCCGCAGCCGCCGCGGCCUCUGCUGCUCCUGCUGCCUCUGGUUCAUCAUGCUGCUGGUCGUCCUCGUCAUCCUUGCCGCCAUCGCCGGUGGCGUUUUCUAUGCCAUCUACCGCCCCCACCGCCCGGCAUUCUCCGUCUCCGUACUUCGCAUCGCCGCUCUCAACGUCUCCGCCGCCGGGCAUCUCAGCUCCCGCGUCGACCUCAAUGUCACCGCCCGCAACCCCAACAAGAAGCUGAUCUACUUCUACGACCCUAUCUCCGUCUCCGUCCUCUCCGGCGGCGUCGACAUCGGGGACGGCUCAAUCCCGGCGUUCGUCCUGGACGCCGGGAGCGCCACCGUGCUAUCCGCCACCACUUCGAGCUCCGGCCAGACGCUGGACUCCGCGGCGGGAAACGAUCUGCGGAAAAGCAGCAGCCUGCCGCUGGAGGUCGACAUGGACACGAAGGCCGGGGUGAAGAUCGGGGGACUAAAGACGAAGAAGAUAGGGAUCAAGGUACGGUGCGCCGGUAUCCGAGCGCCCGUGCCCAAGGCGAAGGCAUCGGCGGCAGUCUCGCCGGGCGACGGCUGCAAGGUCAAACUCCGGAUCAAGAUCUGGAAGUGGACUCUCUAGAGGAGAAAAAAAUCAAUUAAUACCACAAAAAGUGGCGGAAAAAGAAAAAGUUAAUGGAGGAGAAUGAGAACAGUCUGUAGAUUUUUCAUAAAUUACAGGGGUGUUUAUAGUUGCUAUGCUUAUGAUUGUUGUGUUGAUGUUUGCUUGUAUUUUCACUGAAAUAUUUUUUUUCUUUGCAUAAUUUUUUUGGAUUGUGAAUUUUGUUAUGGAAAUUGUUGUAAUUUUUAUAUAAUAAUGAAGAGCGUAAAAGUGUUUUUUUUUUU
Messenger RNA from Musa acuminata AAA Group (dessert banana), 1140 nucleotides. Its product is annotated as NDR1/HIN1-like protein 13. The record is from RefSeq and is a predicted model, not a curated record. The transcript has a single exon. Bases 125 to 877 code for a protein of 250 amino acids. Gene Ontology annotation, cellular component: plasma membrane. Lineage: Eukaryota; Viridiplantae; Streptophyta; Magnoliopsida; Zingiberales; Musaceae.